Tripterygium wilfordii is the source of this 1353-nucleotide messenger RNA. RefSeq lists its product as uncharacterized. Gene Ontology annotation, molecular function: protein binding. The transcript is spliced from 3 exons. Bases 229 to 1032 code for a protein of 267 amino acids. NCBI's taxonomy places the organism in Eukaryota, Viridiplantae, Streptophyta, Magnoliopsida, Celastrales, Celastraceae. The record is from RefSeq and is a predicted model, not a curated record.
AUGGAUGUCGAGUGUGAAGGCCCGUGACAACAAUCAAACCAACCUCAUCAGACGCCUCUUCGUUUCUCUCCUUGCAGAUUUGAUCACAAGACAAGAUGACAUAAUUCCUUGAUUAUAUAUUUAUCUCUGCCUCUGCAGAACGAUCUUCGGAUCUUCUCCGUCACGGCUUCACUUUCCCUCUCUCAUCUUGGAGGCCCAUUCGAGGGGCUUUCAAGAGCGCAAGACGCAAUGCUUCUAAGAAGCGCCUCCACACCCAUCUUCAGGUCAUUCACGGAACCCGAUCUCGGUCUCCGGAUCAAGCCAAUCCGACCCAUUUCCAUGUCUCUGUCCUCAAUUAAGAAAAUCUCAUCAGAGAGCGACCUCCGGCACAAUUCUUUUUCAAAGAAGAAGGUUCUUUCCACAACCCCAUCAAUUCGACCUGUCCUGGUCGAAGAAGAAGUAGAGGAUGAAAUAGAUUCGUGUUUCGGAACAAUUGCUUUGUUCUAUGAGGAACGCGACGCAAUUGGGGUAGAGGAAAAGGCAAUUCCGGGUGUUUCCGAUGGAAUUGGGGGCUGCGAUGGUGGAGGCGGCGGUUUAUCCGGCGGAAGCGGAGGUGGUAGUGGUGAAUCGGGAAUGCAGAGUGAGAGCAUGGAUUCGUAUUACCAGAGAAUGAUCAACGAAUAUCCUGGAGACGCUCUUUUGCUUGGAAACUACGCGAGGUUCUUGAAAGAGGUAAAAGGAGAUACGGUGAAAGCAGAGGAGUAUUGUGAGAGAGCAAUAUUGGGCAAGGCAAGUGAUGGGAAAGUAUUGUCGAUGUAUGGGGAACUAAUAUGGAGUAAUCAUAAAGAUGGAUCUCGCGCUCAAUAUUACUUUGAUCAAGCCGUUAAGUCUGCACCUGAUGACAGUUAUGUACUUGCUUCCUAUGCUCGAUUCCUGUGGGAUGCUGGAGAGGAUGAGGAUGAGGAUGAAGAUGAAGAUAGGCUUUAUGUCAACAGCAUAAAACCAUUCACAACCCCACCCAACCAUUGGCCUCCAUUGGCUGCUGCUUCAUGAACACAACACUUUACUUUGACCUACUUUUGUAUACAUGUCAAGAAUAAAAACAGAAAGAAAAAGAGAGAGACUUUUGUUAGCUUUGUUUUGUCUCUUUCUUCUACCAUGAGAUUUCUCUUGCCCCCUAUUCGACUCUAUUGGUGAAAUGUCACCAAUUAGGAAAUAAAGUGCAAAUGAAGAAAGGAGGAAUAUCAAUAUCGUUAUGUUCACUAGUGGUUUAGGUUACUCACUUUAUGCUAUUCUUCGUCUUGUUUCAAUUGUAUCUUCUCUCUUUUGUGCUUGAUUACUAUGUCAAUAACUUUAUUGUCGCUGUUUGAUUGA